AUGGUAAGUAAACCGGUAGCACCUAAGAGAACUAUUGCCUGCUCUGCCCUUCAAGAAUCAUCCACUUCAUCUACUUCUACUGUUGCCGCUGAAACAAAAGAGGUAAAAGCAGCUCCAGCAAAACCUAAAGCUCCGGCGAAAGCUCCUGUCAAGCCGCUACCACAAAUGAUGGAAGAGGAUAUCAUCCCAUCACUGAAAGAAAUACUCGGAACUCCUCAAAAUGAGCUCUCGGAUCUUGAACUCUUUUUUGAAGACGAUAAGCUUGAAGGUUCGUUUCUGAAGGAAGGCAGUUCGUAUACAUUUUGGGCAUUCUUUCCCAAUGGAGUCCUAACAGGUCCAAAAGGAUUUUCUCUAUCCGUCUGCGGCUUAGGAGCAAGCACCGUUGAACCUUUUCUCGUUGACGAGAAGAAGAUCACGGCAAGACACAUUAUCUUUUGGGUUGAAAAGCGUUUGGCAGCUCAAGGAAUCAUUCCUGUGUGGAAAGACUAAACUAAAGCUAAUGCCAUACAAGUUUUCCAAACUCAGUCCCAAUGUUGUAAAUCUACGGACGUUCAUUUUUGUCUGUUGAUUGAGGAAAACUUCUCCCGAGUCUGCUGCUCCAUUACUAAACAGCAAC
Argentina anserina (silverweed cinquefoil) is the source of this 616-nucleotide messenger RNA. RefSeq lists its product as uncharacterized. Bases 1 to 489 code for a protein of 162 amino acids. The transcript is spliced from 4 exons. NCBI's taxonomy places the organism in Eukaryota, Viridiplantae, Streptophyta, Magnoliopsida, Rosales, Rosaceae. The record is from RefSeq and is a predicted model, not a curated record.